UUUCGUUCGGUGUUUGUCUUAAGAGAAGAUUUUAAAGCAUGUUUGAGACCGCUAGCCUUAGCUAACUAAAGUGGACAUGCCUUCAUCAUGGCAGCUUCCCCAACGAGUUAGUGCUGGUAGCUUGCUAAGUUUAACUUACGGAAUAUGUGCAAGUCCAGGUAACGGACCAGUUCUGCUGCUUGAUGGCAGGGGCCAUCUACUCGGCCGGCUUGCUGCCCUUGUGGCUAAACAGGUUCUGCUGGGACACAAAGUGGUGGUCGUGAGAUGUGAAGGCAUUAACAUCUCCGGCAACUUCUACCGUAACAAGCUGAAGUACCUGGCUUUCUUGCGUAAGCGGAUGAACACCAACCCCUCUCGUGGGCCGUACCACUUCAGAGCUCCCAGCAGGAUCUUCUGGAGGACCGUGAGAGGCAUGCUGCCCCACAAAACCAAGAGAGGCCAGGCUGCUCUGGAGAGGCUGAAGGUGUUUGACGGUAUCCCCCCACCUUAUGACAAGAGGAAGCGCAUGGUUGUUCCAGCUGCCCUUAAGAUUGUGCGUCUGAAGCCCACUCGCAAGUUUGCUCUCCUUGGGCGUCUGGCACACGAGGUUGGCUGGAAGUACCAGGCUAUCACAGCGACCCUGGAGGAGAAGAGAAAGGAGAAGGCUAAGCUCCGCUACUCCAAGAAAAAGACAGUGACCAAGCUGACCAAGUUGGCAGAAAAGAACGUUGAGGCCAAGAUUGCAAAAUACACAGACGUUCUGAAACAAUAUGGAGUCCUUGUCUGAGCUUAUACCUCUGUCUAAUAAAGAUAGAUAAAUGUU
Micropterus dolomieu (smallmouth bass) is the source of this 802-nucleotide messenger RNA. RefSeq names its product ribosomal protein L13a (gene rpl13a). Gene Ontology annotation, molecular function: mRNA binding; structural constituent of ribosome. Gene Ontology annotation, biological process: translation; negative regulation of translation. Gene Ontology annotation, cellular component: cytosolic large ribosomal subunit; ribosome. The record is from RefSeq and is a predicted model, not a curated record. Lineage: Eukaryota; Metazoa; Chordata; Actinopteri; Centrarchiformes; Centrarchidae. The transcript has 7 exons. The coding region runs from base 77 to 766 and encodes 229 amino acids.